AUGAAGCCCAGACCCUACCCCUACGUGCUCGAGGUGCUCGAAACACAGGCCAACCGCAAGCUCGUGGGCGAGUACCACCACGACAUCCGGCAGUGGCUCGCGUCGUUGGAGCCGGCGCUGAGCGUCAACCCGGCCAUGAUCGACAUGCAGCCCGAGGUGCAGUGGUACAUGCGGCCGUACUUGCUCGACUUUCUCAUCGAGUUGCACCAGCUGUUCCGCAUGCAGCCGGCCACGUUGUUUCUCUGCGUCAACAUCAUCGACCGCUACUGCGCCAAGCGCAUUGUGUUCAAGCGCCACUACCAGCUUGUCGGGUGCACGGCGCUCUGGAUCGCCGCCAAGUACGAGGACAAGAAGCUGCGCGUGCCCACGCUAAGAGAGUUGGCGGUCAUGUGCCGCCACGCCUACGACGAGGAGAUGUUCUUGCAGAUGGAGUUCCACAUCUUGUCCACGCUCGAGUGGCUGCUCUCGCACCCGUCCUUGGAGGACUGCUUGCAGAUGGCCAUAGCCGACUCCGGCGUGCUGGACCAGCUGACGCCCUGCAAGUACUCGCGCCCGGCCCAGGCGCUGCUGCCGCACCUGACGGUCUCGGCCGUGGCCGCCGUGGGCCGUUUUUUCUGCGAGUUGUCCUUGUACGACCGCUUUUUCCUCUCGGUGCCGACCCUGGUGGUGGCCGUGGCAGCCAACCUCUUGGCCUGCUCCAUGUUGGGCGUGCCGGCCGCCAGCAGCCACCUCCGCACGUUGCUCUCCCUGGCAGGCCGGGGGGCGCAUGCCUCCUCCGGCGACGAAAACACAGCGCCGCCUGUCGUGGGGCCUUUCCUCCUGGGCUUCGACGCAGACACCCUCGCGGUGCUCCGCGACGUGGCCAUCAUGCUCUUCCGCCAGACCGCAACGCUUCUGGACGUGCUCGUGCGCAAAUACGAGGCCCUCGGCGUCCUCCCCGUCGUGCACAACUUCUCCAACCGCCAUCCGCACCUGGCCCAGACGGCCUUGGACACGGCGGCCCACGCGCCCGACUUGGCCCGCGCCGCAGACGUGUUGAUGCUGCUUCUGCCCGAAGCAAAACAGCCGCCGGCGCUCCCCUUGACGCCGCCGCUGGCCACGCUGCUGCUGGUGUUUUCUCUGGCAGGCCUGGCCUACACCACGCCCGUGUUGCGGUCGGAGCCGCAGUUCUACUCGCCCGACGCAGAGCUGGUGUGGGCGCUGCCGGUGCCGUCGCGGGGGAAAGCGUAA
Clavispora lusitaniae ATCC 42720 is the source of this 1230-nucleotide messenger RNA. RefSeq names its product Ccn1p (gene CCN1). The record is from RefSeq and is a predicted model, not a curated record. NCBI's taxonomy places the organism in Eukaryota, Fungi, Ascomycota, Pichiomycetes, Serinales, Metschnikowiaceae. Gene Ontology annotation, biological process: mitotic cell cycle phase transition; regulation of cyclin-dependent protein serine/threonine kinase activity. Gene Ontology annotation, cellular component: spindle pole body; cyclin-dependent protein kinase holoenzyme complex; nucleus. Gene Ontology annotation, molecular function: cyclin-dependent protein serine/threonine kinase regulator activity.